Ostreococcus lucimarinus CCE9901 is the source of this 813-nucleotide messenger RNA. RefSeq lists its product with no specific name. Gene Ontology annotation, biological process: proteolysis; attachment of GPI anchor to protein; protein localization to cell surface. The record is from RefSeq and is a predicted model, not a curated record. The transcript has a single exon. The annotation marks the transcript as partial. Lineage: Eukaryota; Viridiplantae; Chlorophyta; Mamiellophyceae; Mamiellales; Bathycoccaceae. Gene Ontology annotation, cellular component: GPI-anchor transamidase complex. Gene Ontology annotation, molecular function: GPI-anchor transamidase activity.
AACUGGGCGCUGAUCGUGGACGCGUCGAGGUAUUGGUUCAAUUAUCGACACGGCGCGAACGCGCUGUCGAUGUACAGGAGCGUGAAACGGAUGGGGAUUCCGGAUUCGCGCGUGGUGCUCAUGCUCGCGGACGACCACGCGUGCGACGCGAGGAAUCCCGCGCACGGACGCGUGUACGGCGACGAGGACAGGGGCGUGGAGCUGUACGGAGACGACGUGGAGGUGGAUUACAGAGGGACGGAGGUGACGCCGGAGCGCGUGAUUCGAGUGCUGACGAAUCGACACGAACGCGGGACGCCGCGGUCGAAAAAGUUGCUCCCGGGGGCGCGGAGCAACGUGUUGAUAUACAUCACGGGACACGGCGGCGAUGGGUUCAUUAAGUUUCAGGAUCAGACGGAGUUGCGGGCGGAGGAGAUCGCGGACGCGCUGGCGCAGAUGCACGCGCGGGAUCGGUACAACGAGGUGUUGUUUUUGGCGGAUACGUGUCAGGCGGCGACGCUCGCCAAGGCGAUUCGAUCGCCGAGGGUGCUGGCGCUGAGCUCGAGCGGGUUGGGGGAGAACUCGUACUCGCGGUUUCUCGAUCCCGGGCUCGGCGUGCACGUGAUCGAUAGGUUCACGUAUCACGUGUUGGAGUUUUUCGAAAAGCUCAAACCGGAGAGCGCGAACACGAUGGGCGAGCUCGAGGCGUCGCUCACGCCGGAUAAGUUGAUGUCGCGCGCGGUGUUGGACGUGAAGACGUUCACGCACAGAAACGCGCGCGCGAUGAAACUGAGCGAGUUUUUCGGCGCGGUGUGCAAGGCGCGCGCGUUGACG